Molecule: messenger RNA, 402 nt
Organism: Miniopterus natalensis
Lineage: Eukaryota; Metazoa; Chordata; Mammalia; Chiroptera; Miniopteridae
Product: calcitonin gene-related peptide 1-like
Biological process (GO): adenylate cyclase-activating G protein-coupled receptor signaling pathway; regulation of cytosolic calcium ion concentration
Cellular component (GO): extracellular region
Molecular function (GO): calcitonin receptor binding; hormone activity
Source: RefSeq, a predicted model, not a curated record
AUGGGCUUCUGGAAGUACUCGCCCUUCCUGGCUCUUGGCAUCCUGGUCCUGUACCAGGCAGGAGUCCUCCAGGCAGCACCAUUCAGGUCUGUCCUGGAGAGCCGCCCCGACCCUGCUUCGGAGGCAGAGGACGAGCUGUGCCUCAUCCUGGCUGCCAUGGUGAAGGACUACGUGCAGAAGAAGAUGAGUGAUGUGGAGCGGGAGCGGGAGCGGGAGCAGGAGCAGGAGACCGAGGACAUCAGCAUCACUGCUCAGAAGAGAGCCUGCAACACUGCUACCUGCGUGACCAACAAGCUGGCAGCCUUGCUGAGCAGGUCUGGGGCAGUGGUGAAGAACAACUUUGUGCCAACCUAUGUGGGCUCCAGAGCCUUCGGCCGCCGCCGCCGUGACCUGUGGGACUAA